Molecule: messenger RNA, 4206 nt
Organism: Pelagomonas calceolata
Lineage: Eukaryota; Pelagophyceae; Pelagomonadales; Pelagomonadaceae
Source: the annotation of a GenBank genome assembly
GUCGGUCGUGGGACCGAGCGUCCUGCGCCGCGCACUGCUCUAUCUCACCACAGAACGGUCUGAACGACGCUCGUCGUCGUAUACGGCAGAAGACAGCGUAUACUUUCAAACGCGGCCGGCGGUGCCCUCAGCAAGAGCGUUCCUGCUUGAGAGCACAAAACCACUAAGCGCGCGCGGCAACCAAAAGAUGGGCACCACCGUCAGCAAACUCGAGCCGGACGACCUGUUACGCUUCAUAGAGAUUCAAAAGGGCUACGUCGACUCCGGCCGGGAGAAGAUAGACUUCUCGCAACCAACGGGGAACGAAAGUGAUGACGAAGAAGAGGAGGAAAAAGAGGAGGGCGGCGGCCAGCGCCGGACCGUCGAGGAGGACGUCCGGUUCGAGUCGUACAAGCCCUCAAAACUCAAGGUCGAGGGCAUGCGCCCGCACCCGAGCGACGCGGUCGAGAACGGCACGCUCGCGACGGUCGCGCCGCCGGACGUGACGUAUAAACUGAACAUCGCCGAGGACAUGCCACACGUCGUGACCGAGGGCCGCCUCAGUGAUUUACAAUUAGAGUUCGUGACCUACGCCUGCCAGCGGCACGAGCAGCGCUUAGCUUCCGGCUCGCGCCGCGGCUUCUUCCUGGGCGACGGCGCGGGCAUGGGCAAAGGGCGCCAGCUCGCGGGCCUGAUCCUCGAGAACGUCCUCGCCGGCCGCCGGAAGCACAUCUGGUGCACAACUAAUAUAGACCUGAAGGAGGACGCGACGAGAGACCUACGCGACGUCGGCUGCACCAUCGCCAAGGAUCUAGAAGCGGCGGCCGAGAGCGGGAGUAAGCGGCGCCGAGCCGCGGUCGACGACGACGCCGCGGUCAUCGACGUCUUCGCCUUACCGACUUCUUCGACCGCGAAGAUCGAUCCGGAGCGAGAAGGUGUCUUAGUGCUGACGUACAGCGGUCUGAGCGCCUCCGGCGGCGCCGGCUCGCGCCUGCAGCAGGUUGUCGACUGGUGCGGCGAGGACUACGACGGCUGCCUCCUGUUCGACGAGUCGCAUUGCGCGAAGAACCUCAUCGCCGAUCUGCCGGGCACCGAGACCGCCGCGGCCCGAGCCGUGGAUACGAUCCAGCGGCUCCUGCCGAACGCGCGCGUCGUGUACUGCUCAGCCACGGCGGCGUCUGAGCCGCGGCACUACGCCUACAUGACGCGGCUCGGCCUCUGGGGCCCGGCGUCGCCGUUUCCCUCGGCCGACGCCGAGGAGGGCGAGUCCAACAAGAUGGCUAUCCAGAACUUCAUCAAGACGUGUGAGUCGCGCGGGGUCGGGGCCAUGGAGCUUUGCGCGCUGCACCUGAAGCGCGAAGGAGCCCUGCUGUGCCGCACGCUGUCCUACGCCGGGGCCGAGUUCAGCGUCGUCGAGGCCUCGUUGACGCCGGAGCAGAUCGAGACCUACGACGCGUCGGCGCAGCUCUGGCAGAUGCUCUACACGCGCAUGGAACGGAAGCUCGCGAAGAUGGAACUGUGGGUCAACGAGGCCCUGGACCCGCGCGACAUGGAGAACCGCAAGGAGGAGUUCAAGGACGCGAGACAGAACUACCGCUCGCAGCUCUGGAGCGGCCACCUGCGGUUCUUCCGGUCGCUGAUCACCGCGAUGAAGGUGCCGAAGCUCGUGGAACUCGCGAAGACGGCCCUGGCGGAGGACAAGUGUGUCGUUAUUGGACUUCAGAGCACGGGCGAGGCGCACGCGAAACGGAUCCGGGAGAAGCUCGAGGCCGCGGCCGCCGCCGAGGACAUUCAAGAGGACAUGCUCUCGGCGCCCCAGGAGACGCUCCGCUACGUCGUGAGGAAGGUCUGGGGCAACGAGCUCGCCGAGGUCGAGCGGCUCAAGGCCGUGGCCGAGCGGGCCGCAGCGCGCGUCGAAGCGCUAGCGAAGGAGGAAGCCGACGCCGCGGCCGAGAGGGCGGCGCGCCAACAUGUCGACGACGGCCUGAGCGACAGCGACGAGGACAUGGAGGACACCGCGGCGCUGCUGAAGAAGCCACUCGGCAACAAGAACUCGUCGCCCUCGAAGCGGCGCUCGUCAGACGCCAAGCUCGACGUGUGGGGUUUCGACGACUCGCAGGAGGAUUCGCAAGACGUCGCGGAGGCCGGCGAGGAGGAGGGCGAGGAGGGCGCGGCCGGCGCGGCCGGCGUCGGCUUCAUGAUGGACCUCGAUGAUGAGACUGAGUGGAUAAAGGCGUUUUCGGACAAGAUCGACGCACUCAAGCUGCCCGGCAACGCCUUAGACAUGUUAAUCGACGACCUCGGUGGCUUCAACAAGAUCGCCGAGAUGUCCGGGCGGUCAGAGCGGCUCGUGCGCAAUUACAAGGGCGAGUUCUACACGCAGAAGCGAUCCGAGGCGAACCAGGUCUCCAUGCAUGAGCAGAACCUUUUUGAAAGGGAAGAGUUCCAAUCCGGCGAGAAGCUCGUCGCCAUCAUUAGCGACGCGGCGUCGUCCGGGAUCUCGCUGCACGCGGAGCAGAACGCGCGCGUGAAGAACCGCCGCCGCCGCGUCCACAUUACUCUAGAACUGCCCUGGUCGGCCGACAAAACGCUACAGCAGAUGGGCCGGUCCCACCGCGCGAACCAGGCGUCGGCGCCCGAAUACAAGCUAUUAGUGUCGCCGCUGGGCGGCGAGCGCCGCUUCUGCGCGGCCGUCGUCAAGCGCUUGCAGUCAUUGGGGGCUUUGACCCAAGGCGACCGCCGCGCGACGGGCGUCUCGAAGUCGUGGGCCUGCUUCGACGUGGAUACGCGCCAAGGGACGGAUGCGAUCCUAGAUUUGUACCACCAUUCGAAUUGGAUGGUCCGCGAGCUGGUCGGGCUCGAGAAAGCGAAUCCGAACCGACCCCUCGUGGCGCCACCGAAGCUCCCCGCGGCUGAGUGCGAGGCGCUCGCACGCGUCGCCCUAGAGAGAGGCGGCGCCGACUUUCUGCGAGCGCCGAAGGGCUGGGACGAUGAACUAUACGGCGGCGGCGUCGACGCCGUCGCGGCGAAGAUUCACAUGCUCCAUGGCGCGCCGCUGUGGCUGUCGCUCGUGGGCAUCGCCGUUGCGAGCUACGAGGGCGCGGGGUCGGCGCGCAAGGCUGUCGUGCCCAAGUUCCUCAACCGCAUCCUCGGCCUGGAGGUGUCGCGCCAGCAAAAGCUAUUUGAUUACUUCGCUAGGACGCUCGAGCGUAUGAUACGAGCGGCGAAGCGCGACGGGAAAUAUGCGCAAGGCAUCCAGACGGUCGACGGCCGCUCCGUCGAAUUCGAGCGGCCGGCAAAAGCGCUACACGUGACUACGCCGAGUCCCUUCCCGAUCGAGUGCCACACGGUCGUGGCCGACGUCGGCAUGGACUUCGAGACUGCGCAGAAAAUGCUCGAGGAGACGCGAAGCGCGGGCAAGGCCACCGCGAUUGACAUCGACGGCGACGACGACGGCGGCGGCAGCACGGCUCUCGUUCCUAAGCGUGAUAGCGACGGCGAGGGCUGGAUUAGCACCGGCCGCGUGACGAACGUCUCUAAUAACAACCAGGGCUUCGUCCCGCCCCCGGCGCGGCCCGGUCAGCGCUUCGGAGACCGCGACGGCUUCCGGCUCAUCAAGGCGAAGUACGCCAAGGGUGACGGCGACGGCAUCUGCCUCAUCAUAGAAUCCGGCGAGAGCUCGAUGCGCGGGCUGAGCGUCAAGACGGACCGCUUCCAGGUCUACUUCCCGGGAGAAUGCCAAGACCAGUACUAUUGGUCGCAGCUGAAGAACAAGACGGAGGCGCUCGACGACUCGAGGGCGAAGCGGCUGUGGGAUGCUGGCUUCCGGAACCGCUCCAAGGAUCAGAAGAGUUAUCUAUUGACCGGCCCGGUAUUGCACGUCGUGCCGCAAUUAGUCCAGGCGCAGUGUAGGUGCAUGGUCAAGAAUCCGGUGCGCGUCGAGGUCGCGCGGGCCGACGAGAAGGACGAGGAGGGCAAGCGCAGCGGCGCUACUCUCCUAGGCGUAUUGCUGGAUGACGAAUACGCGGAUGAAAUCGUGCGACAUAUCGAGGAGAAAGCCAACCAGGACGACGAGGAGCGCGCCAACGCCCUGAUCGACGAGAUCAACGCCCGCGACCGCGACAAGGAACAACGGCAGGCGCACGCGAAGAGCGUCGCCGGGAAGGAGCGCGCCAAGAAGCGAGCCAAGAAGGCCUGAAGUGGGUGUGCGCCCGAGCCGCUAUGGCG